AUGAAGUGCUCUUGGGAAGGGGAGCAGCCGUUAGAUGUUACAUCUGUAAAUUCGGUGGAGGUACCUGGCCAGGACGAUAACCACAGUGCCAGGGAUAUCCAGACCCUUCUUUCAAAGAGUUCUUCUAUUGACCCACCUGCCCCUAAGAAGCCCAAGGUGAAGUGGCUGGCCGCAAAGGAUGAGAGGUGGGUAGAGUUUGAUGUGAGUGUUAGUAAGAGAGUGAGACAGGAGCAGAAGGGGAAGCCAUUCCAGGAGAAGAUGGUGAGCCAUUGCGACACGGUGUAUGAUGAAGGUGUGGAAUGGUUUGGGCUCGUGAUUGAUGGUGCAGAGUCAGGUAAAGGUCUCAGAGGCCUGGCAGAGAAGCUGUGUAAGUUGAGAAGAGCAGAGGCAAGGAGGAAGAAGCAGAGAGAAGUGAGGAGACAGAGAGGUGGGUUUACUCGAGAUCCUUUCAAGGCUAUUAAAGGUAUUCUUGAACCAAGCCCUGUGGGAGAGUUAAAGUGUAGUAAGGAGGAGUUAGACAACCACCUGUCUAAUACGUAUAGUGAUGCCAGUCGGGCAGUUCCUCUUGGCGUUCUGAAUGAGUUACCUGAGGCAGCUCCUAGCCCAACUGUGGGGUUUGACAUCAGGAAUAUAACCAAGAAGGAGUUCGACGAGGUUGUUAAGAAAGCCAGAGGUAAGAGUUCACCUGGUAACAACGGCAUCCCGUAUACGGUGUACAAGAGGUGUCCAGGAAUAUCUCAGAACUUGUGGCAUGUGCUGAGAGGAGGCUACAAGGCUGAGGAGUACCCAGACAACUGUAGGUACUUUGAAGGGAUCUACAUUCCUAAGGCGGAUGGAGAUUUUGGAUCCAGCACAGGACGGCCUAUAUCGCUAGGAAACAUUCAGGGGAAGAUAUACCUCGCUGUGUUGGUGAAGAGAUUAACCAACUUUGUUGUCGCUAACGGGUAUGUGGAUCUCUCAGUGCAGAAGGGCGGAGUUCCUGGUGUACACGGAUGUACAGAGCACUUUGGAGCUAUGUGGGAGGUGCUCAAAGAUGCUCGAGUUAAGAGAAAGGAUCUCAGUGUUGUCUGGUUAGACUUGGUGAAUGCUUACGGGGCUGUUCCACAUUUACUUAUUGUGAAAGCACUCCGCUUCUAUCAUAUCCCCGAGAAAGUUAUCAACAUCGUAAUCAAAUACUUCUCGGAAAUUUACGGAAGAUUCUCCUCUAAAACAGUGACAUCAGAGUGGCAGCAGUUCGAGAUAGGAAUAUUUAUGGGCUGUGUCAUCUCGGUGAUCUUGUUUGUGCUAUGCAUGAACCUUUCUGAUGAGUACUUGAAGAUGAAGGUACAUAGGAGUGUCGAGUACAUUAAGGAUGGAACAGCUAUACCACCCCUUAAGCUGUUUAUGGAUGAUAGCUGCCUUACCACGGCUAAAAUGGUAGAUAUGCAAACCCUGCUUGAUGUUUAUCAGGAGUUCGUUGUGUGGUCAAGGUUCAAGCUUAAGUCGUCUAAAUCUAGGGCACUAGUCUACCAGAAGGGAGUGACAAUGGAGUGGGUUGUAGAGAGUUCAAAAGGUAGUCAGGCGAGGUUGCAGCUUAGCGGGGAGGUGAUCCCGAAUGUAUCUGAGAAACCAAUCAAGUUUCUAGGGAGGUGGAUUCGGGCAGAAGGAAAGGACAAAGCUAUAAUCGAGAAAACACACGAGGAUCUUAUUACAUACCUCAGUAGACUCGAUCUUAGCUCCCUCACCGGCCUGCAGACAUGUUGGGGGUAUCAGUAUAUGGUCCUUCCAAAGAUGAAGUGGCCACUUGCCAUUUAUGAUAUCCCGAUCAGCACUGUUUCUCGCUGGGAGCAAACAACUAACAGUCAUCUCAGAAAAUGGCUAGGAGUGGGACACACGCUUAGUAGCUCUUGCCUGUUUAGUCAUUCAUCCAGUGUUGCUCUCCCCAUCGACAGCCUAACCGACACUUGGAAAGUAGAAAAGUGCCGUCUCUUGCAGUCAUAUCAAACAUCUCAGGAUGCUUUGAUCAGAGCGGUGCAACCCCAGGUGCGGUCUGGGAGAGUUUGGAAGGCAGAUGCUCAGCUUCACGAAGCUGAAAGAGACUUGGUGUGUGAGUCAGUGCGAGGUAUGGUGCAACCUCUUAGUAGAGCUGGAAUUGGUUUCGGUGAUUGGAAGAAGCCCUGGGAGAAGAUGUCAGAAAAGGAGCAGCAGAGGGAGGUGUUGGAUAGGGUUAAGGAGAACAUCAGGAAGAAAAGAGAGGUGCAGUUGGGUACGUUGGAGAUGCAGUCCAGGUGGGGUAAUUGGAGAGAGCUGGUGACAAGGACUGACAUGAGCUGGCACACGCUCUUCAAGUAUGGGGACUCAUUAAUCGGUUUUCUGCUUAGUGCUGUGUAUGGCACGCUUGUUACACCUGCUUUAGCAUCCAAGUGGAGCGAGGAUGAGGAUGGGAUGUGCAAGCUGUGUGGUGACAAGUUGGGAACUGUGCCGCAUAUCCUGGCUGGUUGUCCUGUGGCACGAAGUCAAGGGUGA
This is a messenger RNA of Bolinopsis microptera, 2505 nucleotides long. RefSeq lists its product as uncharacterized. The transcript is spliced from 2 exons. NCBI's taxonomy places the organism in Eukaryota, Metazoa, Ctenophora, Tentaculata, Lobata, Bolinopsidae. Bases 1 to 2505 code for a protein of 834 amino acids. The record is from RefSeq and is a predicted model, not a curated record.